Messenger RNA from Strigops habroptila (Kakapo), 2924 nucleotides. RefSeq names its product retinol dehydrogenase 8-like. Gene Ontology annotation, biological process: estrogen biosynthetic process. Bases 1328 to 2278 code for a protein of 316 amino acids. The transcript has 6 exons. Gene Ontology annotation, molecular function: estradiol 17-beta-dehydrogenase [NAD(P)+] activity. The record is from RefSeq and is a predicted model, not a curated record. Gene Ontology annotation, cellular component: cytoplasm. NCBI's taxonomy places the organism in Eukaryota, Metazoa, Chordata, Aves, Psittaciformes, Psittacidae.
GGGUCAAACGUGAUAAAUAAGUAGAAUUAUAAUUACAUUUUCUCUUUAACUUUGAAUGCCAUCUUGCUGUUUUGUUGCUUGCCUAAGAAGUUAAUGAUUCCACUUACACUGUUCAAGUGAAUUUGUUUUGGAAAGGAGGGACACUUGUAUAUUUUUUCUCUAACAUCAUAAUAUCAGUUAAAUUUUUCUAUAGAGUCUUACUUUUCUUGAGUUACCCAUUUAUGUGAAGGCAAGUCUUGGAACACUAAGUUCAUUCCUCUGAACUGCACUGCAUUAACAUGGGGUUACUGAAUCCUGGAAAACAUUUUUCUGCUAUAAUGGCAUUGCAAUUAACUGAAUGCUGUUCAGAAGGCUAAUUGCUUAUUAAAGUGAUUUUUUUUCUGUCACUCAGGAUGAGUUAUAAAUUUCACCAGAGACUGAUUUUCUUUCUGAAUGUAGUAUGCCUACAAUUGCUGUAUGUUAAAUGCCAGUUGCACAAAAUUGCCAGUCUAAAUGUCCCUCUGCUUAAUUCAGAGUUUAUACACAAAGUUGAUGGCGUAUUUUUUGGCCAAAACUAAAACUGAAUCUGACAUCAUGCUAGUUCUGACACUAGAAAGUGUUCAAAGAGAUUGUAGUAGUAGCAAGAGAACAGCGGAGCUGGUCUUCCUGGCUGUUGCCAACUGCCCGCAUACUUGCUAGCUUUCCCUACUCUUUGUUGGGAACAGUGCAAAAAAGAAAUGUGAGGAAUCUCUCUAAAUAACUUGUCUCUUUAAAAAUCCACAUCCUAUGUUUCAAUUUACUUUUUCUGUAAAUCCUUUCAGGACUCUUACAAUAGCAAGGCAUCAGGGAAGAAAUCCACUUGUCAUUCUUUUGCAAGAUAAUGACGAGGGUGCUCUAAGUGUAUUAAGUCUGAACACCUUUAGCAGAAGGAUCCCCUUUGGGUGUAGUUUACUUUCCGUAGACAUGAGUGGAGAACUUGACACUAGAGACUGAUUGGAAUUGUGGCAAAGCUUUUCCUGACAGUAGUAUGCAAACUGGUUAUUCCACAACUAAGAAAACCAAACCAUGUAGCUUACAAAUGUCUCAUUUUAAAGAUUAAUCAAAUUUUGUAUUAAAUAUAAUCCAUGAUGAUAAUGCUGAUUAUAAGCUCAUGCAGGAGCAUGUGCUUCUGUUUUUGUCUAGAUGGAGAUUAUCCCUUAAUCAUGCAGGGUCCAGGUGUGCAUUUUCAGAUUUGUUGACUCAGGAAAGCUGGAGACAGCAUUAAAAGCCAAUUGCAUUGUACUGUAGCUACAUUGAGGUUGUUGCUCCUCUGAACAAGAGCUCUUGUUUGGACCACCCAGUCAAAAGAAUGGCGAGAAGAAAUGUCCUUAUUACAGGUUGCUCCUCAGGAAUUGGACUGGCGUUAGCUGUAAAAAUGGCAAAAGAUGAACAGAAGAGAUUUAAGGUAUAUGCCACAAUGCGGAAUCUGGCCAAGAAAGAGCCACUUGAGGAAGCUGCAGGUCAAAGGCUGGGCAAAACCCUUGAAAUUAAACAACUGGAUGUCUGUGAUGAACAGUCUAUUAAAGCUUGUGUGAACAGUAUCCCUGACAGAAGGAUUGAUGUCCUAGUUAGCAAUGCAGGAAUGGGAUUCAUCGGACCUAUCGAAUGUCAGACCAUAGAUGAGAUGAAAACUGUGAUGGAUACCAACUUCUUUGGACUCGUUCGACUCCUGAAGGAGAUUUUGCCUGAUAUGAAGAGGAGAAAGAGCGGACAUAUAGUCAUAAUAAGCAGUGUUAUGGGAAUACAAGGUAUCUUAUUUAAUGAUGUUUAUGCUGCAUCUAAGUUUGCCGUGGAAGGAUUCUGCGAAAGUUUAGCUAUACAAGCGCUCAAGUUCAAACUGCAGUUAAGUUUGAUUGAACCAGGCCCCGUAGUUACAGAGUUUGAAAGAAAAGUGUUUGAAGAUGGAAUGAAAAUGGAUCUUUCAGCUGCAGAUCAAGAAACAGCCGAUAUGUUUACUAAUAUUUACCUUAAAAAUUACAAACAAAUUUUUCAGAGCCUGGGGCAAAGUGCUGAAGAGGUCGCAGAGCAUACAGUAAAGGUAAUUCUUGCAGAAAAUCCACCUUUUCGCCAUCAGACCAACACCUUGUACACUCCAAUGACAACUCUGAAAUACGCAGAUCCAAAUGGAGAUCUACCCAUUGAUAUAUUCUACAAAAUGGUUUUUCAUCAUGACAAAAUCUUCAGUGCAAGUCUUAACUUUAUCAAAUUGCUCAGGUGGAGAAGUAGGAAGAGCUUUGACCUGGGAAAACCCUCAGAAUAAGUAUGAGAUUAUACAGUGCAAAUUGGAAUUGUAGCUACUGAUAACACAGCAUGUUAUUCAAAUGCCUUUGCUCUGUAGUUGUGAAAAGGCAUUCAAAAUGUUUGAGUUUAGCUAAGAUGUUUAGCCAGGAUAUUCAGCUCAAUGCAUUUUUCUUGAACUUUAGAGUUUGCAGAACCUUGAAAUUAAAAUCCUCUAACUAUAAGUUUAUUCUGUUUAGUGUUUGCCUUUUAGAGAGAUCUGUUUUCACGGGAACAUGAACAUUGACUGAUACUUGCAUAUUCAGGACUAACCCAAUCCCCUUCACUUACUAGAAUAUAAUAUAUACAGAGAUGUGCACUUUAUGUAAUUAUUUAGAUUCUUAAUACCAUAACAAAUACUUUAUCUUUUUACAGUGGUAGUAUAGUAGUGGUAGUAUAGUAAUCCCUCGUAAGAGUAUUUUCAUUUUCAGAAACCAGGUCUAUUUACCAGUAAUGUAAGAGAAAGUAUUAUCAAUCUUCAAAUGUCACAACUAAAAUAUUUAUGUGUAUAUACAUGUUAUGAUGUUCUGAAUUCUUCCUUUAUAUGCAAUGGUUACUGGCAUAUUACACAUAGUGGACAAUAAAAUGUUUUUUAAAAGCAUUUUAAAAUAAAAUAUCUUCUUACUGUC